AUGGACAUAACCAAGCCCUCAAAGCACAUCCUUGAUCUCCCAAACGAAAUUCUGACUCUCACCCUGGAUCUCCUCGACGGGGUUAGCCUUGGACGUUGUUUACAGAUCUCCAGACGCUUUAACAUACUCGCGAGAUCGGAGCUUAUCUGGGCCAGGGUCGUUUCUCCUUUACGCUUAAGCUCCCCAACGCCCUAUGAAUCCUUCAGAGAACUAUAUGCAGCACUUCACCACCAUUUCUGGCUCCACGGCCGUGUUUGGCAUGGUGAUCGCCAAUUUACAGGUUGCCUCUUCAUAGCGCGCUAUAAUCCUGAAUGCGGUGCAAUUCAGAUCUACAAUCUUUUAGCGCAUAGUAUGAACUUUGAUCCUUCAAGCGUGAAACCAUGGUCGCUAGACCCUACUGUUUUUAUAUCAGAUAUCCAACCAUUCGUACGACUAUGGGAAAGCCCAAUCUUUAGUCUUACGAAAGAUACACUUCCAAAUGCACAAUUCGAAAUAGAGCCGCCAUCCACGUGGGGCUCGAUAGCAUCCUCACUUUCCCGCACCACAGUGAUGCCUGUUAAUCGGCAGGUCUCCUCAAUGUCACUCUGGCCGCCAAGAAACAUACCUUCUGCUGAGCGCACACGUAAUAGCUCUGAGCAUGGCUAUAGAGAUGGCGAGCAUCAGCCGGAAUUAGUAGCUGAUGCUUCACAAAAGUUGUUUCGGUUCAGAAAAUGGAUGAGGUUCGACGGAGCCAGCGGAUCCCUGGCGGACAGGUUGCCAUAUGCUAUGAAAGAAAAGUUCGAAACCUUCGCAGCACUCGAUAGCUGGCUAUAUACACCCGACGAACGGCACCCGUUUAGAGGACUGUGGGUUGGCGAUUAUUCUGUCCACGGAUGGGAAUUCAUCCUUUUUCAUCAGCCCAAUCCGAAUAGAUUAGAAGGUAUUAAAAUCACUGGUGAUAUUCACGUGCCACGCGGAGAAUAUACCUUCAUAGUCGAGGACCUCACAAACAUCUCGCGCAUUGCUCAUGAGGUGGAGUGGCCAGGCGCGAAGGCUGUUAAAGGGAAGGGGCAAAUUGCAGCCAGUCAGUUCGUAGACAACAAAUUUGUGGAUAUCGAGGUAAUUUUUAUCGGACCGGACAACAUCGCGCUGCAUUGGUUGGAUGAAAAUCUUCGCCACAUUAGUAAAGUGAACAGGCUAGACAUCAACAAAUUCAUCUACAGCAAAGCUGCAAUUUCAUUUACUGCUCAGGAUGGUUAG
Messenger RNA from Morchella sextelata, 1239 nucleotides. RefSeq lists its product as uncharacterized. Gene Ontology annotation, molecular function: protein binding. NCBI's taxonomy places the organism in Eukaryota, Fungi, Ascomycota, Pezizomycetes, Pezizales, Morchellaceae. The transcript has 3 exons. Bases 1 to 1239 code for a protein of 412 amino acids. The record is from RefSeq and is a predicted model, not a curated record.